AUGGCCCAGAGACCCCCAAUUGAGCGUAUCCCGGCCAUCGCACUGCCAUUACAGGCGAUACAAUCCAACAGUCUUAAGGACGCCGUCCAAAGGCUAUGGGAGGCUAUUGCUGGUGCAUGGUUCCCAGCACUUGACGGCUACAACUGCCGCAGCAAGGCUGCAACUCUUACGAACAACAAUAUGCCCGAUAUGUGGUCAUUCAAGUCUGCAUUCUGCCCACGGUCCGGCGAACAAAGAUUCGAUGAUGAGAGAAUUCGGGCAUAUUGGGGAGACUCGACAACGCCGCCAAAGUUUGUGGCACAAUUGGUCAACAAACCCGCACAUGUCGCCGGAGAUCGGCUGAUACCCAUCUCUCCUGCGUUUGGAAAACUCUCGGUCGAAUUGGUGUACGAAAUCCUAUCGUACCUUCCUUAUGCACAGCUUGCCCAACUAAGACUUGUGUGUCGGGACCUUGCGUGGAAGGCGCGACCCGACCAGCUGGCACAAUCCUACUGGAAGAGUCAGUUUUGCCUGGGACAGGAGCUGGCCUUCAUGUGCCCACAUUUAUCAACCGUGAAUCGAGACUGGUUCCGAGCCUACUGGGGCACCACAUCAUUAUUGAUCACGGGUCACCUGUCGUUGACGAACCGGAAGAGAAUCUGGGGUCUCUUGGAUCCUAUCGCUGCUCUUGUAGAAUUCCAUUUGCAGCUACGACGAACAAAAGAUGGAUAUGUUUUGUCCUCGUCCGAAGAUGGACUCGAAUACCACGCGUCCUCAAUUGGAAAUCCUUCCGAGGACGCGACCGGUGCAAUUCGCCUCGCCCAGUCGUUCUCUGGCCAGAUAAGCCAGACGGCUGAACGUCGUCCUCUAGAGAGUGGCUGCUACAUGCUUGAAGUCAGGGCAGCGGCUUUUCACCCCUCCGACUUUCAGGAAGGGGGGCAACUGACAAUCUCCGUCCUCCGUCUAGGGGCUAGAAAGGUCAUAUCAGGCUUUAGCUGUUGGAGAAAAGGCAUGCAAGAUUACGAACCUCGCCUCGGACUCUGUGAUACUCCUAUCCAAUGGAUCGUUAAAGUGCCGUCGACGUCGUCUCUUCAAUCAGUUGACGUCGUCUUUUGUUCGGUCGGCCUCGUCGGAAUAAGGUUUGUCUAUAAAGACGGCGGGUCUUCGGAAUGGGACCUGAAGAUUGUCAAAGUCGGGCUCGGGACACCAAGUGAGCCAAUUGGAUCCGGUGCUCUCCUGGCGAACCCCCUGAAGAUAGAAGACGCCCAGUACAUAUCAGUACAUUCUCAGCUCUGGACACCGAAUAUCCCUGAGCAGGAAAAUGCUAAGAUUGCGCGCCUCAUUCCAACCGUCAAUCAGGGUCCAUUUGAACCAUUGGUCAACAUUGACUUCGGUGGGGCCCAUGGCAUUCUUCUUCAGACCUUGUCAAGAAUCGUUGUACACAUGCUCUCCCAUACCCAUCCUAUUUCUCGCAUAGAGUUCUAUUAUAGCGAUGGGGUGGUGAGAAGCUUUGGAACAGGCCCUCCUGCCGCCGAGCUCUCGUUUUGUAUCGAUGGUUCAGGCGGGGAGCGCAUCACUAGAAUCGGCGUGUCGCAGAAACCGGUCGACCUCACCUUAGCCGGCUUAGAGGUCUGGAUAUUGCUAUUACCCGGCAUUUCCUAA
This is a messenger RNA of Aspergillus melleus, 1641 nucleotides long. Its product is annotated as F-box domain protein. The transcript is spliced from 3 exons. Bases 1 to 1641 code for a protein of 546 amino acids. The record is from RefSeq and is a predicted model, not a curated record. NCBI's taxonomy places the organism in Eukaryota, Fungi, Ascomycota, Eurotiomycetes, Eurotiales, Aspergillaceae. Gene Ontology annotation, molecular function: protein binding.